GCGCAGGGCCGCGUCAGGAGGACGAGGCAGUGCCAUGGCCGCUCCUUGCGCCUUAGUUACCAGCUGCGCCGCGGAGUUCCCCGGGGAAGAGCUGGUGAAAUGUAUCAUUGGGAAAGAUGAGCUGCCAGAGGAUGUUUCCACAGGGAGUGGAGCCCGGUUUUACCCCUGGACAAUAGACAACAAAUACUACUCGGCUGCCAUCCAUCUCUGUGUUGUGACAAAUCCGUUUCUUGUGACAGCUGAAAUUGCAGAGUCCGUGCAGGCCUUCUUGGUCUAUUUUGACAGCACAACGAUAUCUGGGCUGGACAGCAUCUCUGCGUGGCUUCCUCUUGUAGAAGAGUGGCUUCCAGAAGUGAUGAUUUUGGUCUGUGACAGAGUCUCUGAAAAUGGCAUCAGUCGCCAGAAAGCCCAAGAGUGGUGCAUCAAGCACAGUUUUGAGCUGGUGGAACUCAGCCCAGAGGAGCUGCCUGAUGAGGAUGAUGACUUUCCAGAAUCUACAGGAGUGAAACGAAUCAUUCAAGCCUUGAAUGCCAAUGUCUGGUCAAACGUGGUGAUGAAAAGUGAUGUGAAUCAGGGCUUUGGUUUCCUUCCUGCCUUAGUGGGUGCAAAUCGCAGCGUUCAGUCAGAAGAAAAUGACGCUCCAGAACCCAAUCCCUUGCCAGCCGAGAGAGCCGAGUGCACUGUAGACCCAGGACAGGAUGCAGCUGAUGCGAAAGGCUUGCCGGCCGACUCCGUUGCUGAUCCCAUGCUGGAUAUGGACAUCCAAGAGCUGGCAAGUCUCACUGCAGGAGAAGGGGACCUAGAGAACUUUGAGCGGCUGUUCUCCAAGUUGAAGGAAAUGAAAGAAAAGGCAGCGACCCUGCCUCAUGAACAGAGAAAACUGCAUGCAGAAAAGGUUGCCAAAGCGUUCUGGAUGGCCAUUGGCGGGGACAGGGAUGAGAUCGAAGGGCUGUCUUCGGAUGAAGACAACUGAGGCCCAUAGGAGGGCACGUCGUGGAGCGGAUGGAGAUGAUUGUCUUGCAAGUACCAGCAGUUGUUGGCUGCCGUGAUUUUUCUUUGACGAAGGCCUCGUUUUUUGCAGCGGGUGCAGAGACACGAGAGGCUGCUCCUUGCUUAUUUUGUUUAUCUGCCAUCCCACAGAAGAGGAGAUGGCUCAGUUUUGUUUCCUUGCCUGGAUUCGGCAAGGGGAACAUAGAUUAUCAAGUCAACGAAGUAGCAGAUGAUCUUGUUGCAUCUUGGAAAACGUAAUGGCCCAGACCAAACAGAAAGAGUUGCGCAGGAUCUCUCCUUGUAACUAUAUCCUUUGUGUGCCCUGUUCCUCUUCCCACUUUCAUUUGUCUUCAUUUCAAGUCAGAGACCAAGAUCUG
This is a messenger RNA of Elgaria multicarinata webbii, 1367 nucleotides long. It is a transcript of the gene AAGAB, whose product is annotated as alpha and gamma adaptin binding protein. Bases 35 to 973 code for a protein of 312 amino acids. The record is from RefSeq and is a predicted model, not a curated record. Lineage: Eukaryota; Metazoa; Chordata; Lepidosauria; Squamata; Anguidae. The transcript has 10 exons.